CUGACGUGCUGCGUUCAUGGGCUAAACUGGCAAUCGGGACUCGGCGGGGUAACUCUGCGUGGUUCUCCCUGGGCUCUCGUAGUAACUGUGGUGGGUCCGUGCUUGAAUCCGGUUGCCGGUGUCCCGCAGUAAUGGACCGCUGGAAGGGCAGAGUAGCGCUAGUGACCGGGGCCUCGGUGGGGAUCGGGGCGGCCAUAGCCAGGGAGCUGGUCCGGUGCGGCAUGAAGGUGGUGGGCUGCGCCAGGGACGUAGAGAAAAUACAGAAACUGGCAGCCGAGUGUCAGAGCGCCGGCCAUCCUGGUGUUCUGGUGCCUUUCAAGUGUGACUUGACCAUAGAGGAGGACAUUCAGACGAUGUUCUCGGCCAUCAAGGCGCAGCACAAAGGCGUGGACGUGUGCAUCAACAACGCUGGCUUGGCGCAUCCGGAGCCGCUGCUGAGCGGGAAAACCAGCGGCUGGAAGAACAUGCUGGAUCUGAACGUUCUUGCCUUGUCUGUUUGCACACGUGAAGCGUAUCAGUCGAUAAAAGAAAGAAACGUCGACGAUGGCCACAUCAUAAACAUAAACAGCAUGAGUGGACAUCGUGUAGUUCCCAACUCCGAAAUACAUUUCUACACCGCCACCAAGUACGCAGUGACGGCCCUGACCGAGGGUCUGAGGCAGGAGCUGCGUGAGGCCAACACUCAUAUCCGAGCCACGUGCAUUUCUCCUGGUGUAGUGGAGACUGAAUUUGCUCCACGUCUUUACAGCCACAAUCCAGAUAAAGCGGCUGCUUCAUACACUAAAUUUAAGGCUCUGGAGGCGAUUGAUGUUGCAAAUGCUGUUCUCUACGUUCUCAGUGCUCCUCCACAUGUGCAGAUUGGAGACGUUCAGAUGCGCCCAGUGGAGCAGGUGUUUUAAAGAUGCACAAUGUGUCGACUGAAUUUCCAUACUGACAAACCCUUCAUGAGAUUCGUUUACUGCAAAAUCACACAAAGCAGACGCUUUAUCUGAAUAACUUUUUGUACAAACAUUUGUACUGUAAUUUUGCAACAAAGCUUUGAAUUAAAUCUAAUGAUUAGA
Messenger RNA from Mugil cephalus (flathead mullet), 1061 nucleotides. RefSeq names its product dehydrogenase/reductase SDR family member 11-like. Gene Ontology annotation, molecular function: oxidoreductase activity. NCBI's taxonomy places the organism in Eukaryota, Metazoa, Chordata, Actinopteri, Mugiliformes, Mugilidae. The transcript has 7 exons. Bases 132 to 899 code for a protein of 255 amino acids. The record is from RefSeq and is a predicted model, not a curated record.